Pangasianodon hypophthalmus (striped catfish) is the source of this 1856-nucleotide messenger RNA. It is a transcript of the gene cldn7b, whose product is annotated as claudin 7b. The transcript has 4 exons. Gene Ontology annotation, molecular function: structural molecule activity. The record is from RefSeq and is a predicted model, not a curated record. NCBI's taxonomy places the organism in Eukaryota, Metazoa, Chordata, Actinopteri, Siluriformes, Pangasiidae. Gene Ontology annotation, biological process: cell adhesion; bicellular tight junction assembly. Bases 250 to 879 code for a protein of 209 amino acids. Gene Ontology annotation, cellular component: plasma membrane; bicellular tight junction.
GCUCCCGCCGCCUCUCCUGCUGCUCUUCAUCAUUAAGGUGCGGUUCCUCCGGCAGGUGCUUCACCCACUCCCAGCUCUCAGAGGACUUCACCGCGGCCUAGCUCUCCUGGAGGAAACUUUUAAAAGGAUUUUAAAGGAAGAUUACUUUUAAAUAGUUUUGAAGACUAUUUUUAAGGCGAUUUACACUUUUUAAGGACAAACCAGGCAACUUUUUUUUUUUUUAAAAAAAAGAAGAACUAAAAGAAGGAGAUGGCGAAUAAAGGGAUGCAGCUGCUGGGGUUUUUUCUGGCUUUGCUGGGGCUCGUUGGCCUCAUAGCCGGCACCAUCAUGCCCCAGUGGCAGAUGUCUGCCUACGUGGGAGACAACAUCAUCACCGCCGUGGCCAUGUACCAGGGCCUGUGGAUGUCCUGCGCCUUCCAGAGCACCGGGCAGAUGCAGUGCAAAGUCUACGACUCCAUGCUGCAGCUCAACAGUGCUCUCCAGGCCACUCGUGCUCUGAUGGUCAUCAGUAUCAUCCUGACCGUGAUGGGACUGGGCGUGGCCUCCAUGGGCAUGAAGUGCACCAACUGUGGCGGUGAUGACAAAGUGAAGAAAUCUCGCAUCGCCAUGACCGGAGGAAUCAUCCUCCUGCUGGGAGCUCUGUGUUCCAUCAUCGCCUGCUCAUAUUUCUCCUAUCAGAUUAUCCGGGAUUUCUACAGUCCCUUCACUCCGGUCAACACAAAGUAUGAAUUCGGCAGUGCCAUUUUCGUCGCCUGGGCCGGAACGUUCCUCACUGUUUUCGGCGGCGGCUUGCUGGCUGCGUCCUGCUCCAAGCGCCAGACGUCCAGCCCGAAAUAUCCAAAGUCCCGACCCCCAAGCAGCUCCAAGGAGUACGUCUGAGUGCCAGGCCCACGUCCGCUUAGUACCAAAUCAAUAACGGCAGCAAGCUGGUGGAGGUUUUCCUGUGCGGCUGAUCUGAGAGCAGUUAGAAGUUUAUUUAGCUUAAAGCAAAUGUUUCUGAGAUCAGCACAUCAGGGCGACGUCUACGCCUGGCCUGCAGCAACGCAUUAUGUUUUCAGCUGUACUCAUUUCUUCCAUUGUUAACAGUGCCUUUUGUCUUGUAUUUUUUUUUUUGCUGUUGUUGUUAUAAUGAAAAUUUGUAUUCAUACGAAAUCCCACCUGUAAAGCCACGCUGUUUUGCAGAAGGAUGUUUUGAGACUGAGUAGUUUGUCUCUGAAGUGUAGAGCAUAACGCACUCAGGGAUCAGUGUAUAAUCUCUAUUUUGUAGUUAAAAACAUUAAACGCAGUGGGGAAAAGAAUGUCCUCCAUCUUUUCCCCUGUUUUAUCUUUAGGCCCAAAUACAGAACGCUGAAUGGUAGCAUUUAUUUUUAAAAAUCAAACACGGUUUAUAAAGAGUUCCAACACCAACAAUAUCACGUACGUUAUACCUCCAUCUCGUUUUAUUACCUCCCUGUUUGAAAAGUGAAGUUAUCGUUCGCCAAGCAUCACUUUUCCCACCUUCCACGAUCAACGAUCUGUUUAUCGAGCUUUGCUGUUGAUCCUGCUGAUCUCUCGACUCGCAAAAGUAAAUAUUAACCUUUAUUUCAUAAGCCGCGCCCUCUCGUUCACCGCUUCUACCACGCAUUCCUGCCAUAAUCUCCUGCCCAAAAAUGUCUUCUUUUCAACCUCAGAUAAAGCUUUGUUUGCAGUUUCCUUUCUUUAAAAAAAAAAAAAAAAAAAAAAGUUUCAGCAUUGAGCAGAAAUAGCUGUAGAUAUGGUUUAUCAUCUUGCAAGUUCAUUUCUUACAGUCUCACUUUUUUUUAAUGUUAUUUUAUGCAAAUUAAUUUUAUGUAAAUAAACACAGAGGAAAUGGAGGA